CUUGAGAUCGUCGAAAGGAGCAGCAGAAUGACGGAUUUUUUAUCUUUAACCCAGCUGAAGAAGCUGAAAGAACACAAGUACAGUGCACAGGGGCAGUCGAUUCUGGAACCGCAGAUGCAGAAGUUCUGGCGAUGGUUGGUCGAACAGAUUCCAGAAACAUGGGCCCCAAACACAAUUACUAGUGUGGGGCUCAUCAUCAAUAUCACCACAACACUAUUUUUAUUGUUGUUCUCGUCCGACGCAAAGACAGAGGCACCAAGAUUAUGUUAUUUCCUGUGUGGAGUUGGGCUGUUUCUGUACCAGUCUCUGGAUGCAAUAGAUGGGAAACAGGCCAGAAGGACAGGAACAAAUACACCACUUGGAGAGCUGUUUGAUCAUGGUUGUGACUCAGUUUCCACAGUUUUUGUGGCAGUGGGGUUAACUACAGCGAUGAAAAUGGGUGAAGAGCCAUCCUAUAUGAUGUUUGAGGUAUUGGCAGGGUUGUAUUUAUUUUACCAAGCUCAUUGGCAGACUUAUGUCACUGGAACUCUAAUCUUUAAUAAAUUUGAUGUGACUGAGAGCCAGUUUGGAAUUAUAGGUGUUUAUUUCAUGAGUGCAAUAAUAGGACCUGGAAUAUGGGACACAGUUGUACCAGGGGUUGGUAUGACUUUACGAGCACUGGCAGUGAUUGCCUCGCUUGUUCCAGCAAUUUUUCACUGUAGAGAUAACCUGAAAAUCAUCCUCUCUGGAGGCAUUGGGAAAAAUAAAUCAACAAUUGCUGAUACCAGUACCAUUUUCCCGGUGGUGCCCAUAGGCAUCGUACUAGGAUUAGCCGUUAUGAUUGCGGUCAAGUCUACAUCAAACUUAUUCCAAGACCAUCCAUGUCUAUAUCUCAUUAGCUUUGGUAUGGUGACAGCAAAGGUCACCAACAGACUUGUGAUAGCACAUAUGACAAAGAGUGAGAUGGCGAUGUUGGAUUCCAGUCUAUUUGGGCCAGCCAUGUUGUUUUUUAACCAGUAUUUCAACGUGCUUGUGCCGGAAUACUUGCUUCUUUGGUUAUGCUGUCUUUACUGUACGGCAGAUAUAUUGUGGUACUCCAGAGGAGUUUGUCAAGAAAUUUGUGAUUUCCUGGGGAUCUACUGCUUCAACAUCACUAGUAAACCGCAGAAAGUUCGACAAACAGAUAGGGCAAGUGCCAAGGCCAAGAAAUAAUCAUUCUCUUUAUAUGUCUCACUCCAAAGGCUGUGUUUCAGGAGCUUAAUAUUCCAAAGACAUUUAAAGAAAAAAUUUUAUUAUAAAAAUCAGCAAACCAUGAUUU
This is a messenger RNA of Ylistrum balloti, 1297 nucleotides long. RefSeq names its product choline/ethanolaminephosphotransferase 1-like. The record is from RefSeq and is a predicted model, not a curated record. Bases 28 to 1191 code for a protein of 387 amino acids. Gene Ontology annotation, cellular component: Golgi apparatus; endoplasmic reticulum membrane. The transcript has 8 exons. Gene Ontology annotation, molecular function: ethanolaminephosphotransferase activity; diacylglycerol cholinephosphotransferase activity. NCBI's taxonomy places the organism in Eukaryota, Metazoa, Mollusca, Bivalvia, Pectinida, Pectinidae. Gene Ontology annotation, biological process: phosphatidylethanolamine biosynthetic process.